AGAAAACGUCCACAAUCAUGUGUUACGUCAAAAAGUCAUCAAAAAUUGUGGUUUCUCAAAUUACACUUUAAAAACUUACAUCACAAGUUUUUUUCCGAAAUUUCAAGGUACAUUUUCAUUUAUAAUUUGGCAUUUCUUAAAUUACGCACACAGGAAAUAGAUUUUUUAUUUGAGUUGUUAUUCAGUGAGUUUAUAGAGGCACAACAAGAAUAUAUCAUUGAAAAAUAGUAAUUAAAAAAGUAUAUAAUAAUGAGUCAGCAAGAGAAAAAUGAACCUAAAAAUGACGAUAAGGAAUUGGCCGAUUUGUUGGACAGUGCUCUUCAAGAUUUUGGAGGAAAUGCAGCCAAAAAUGAAAACCCUUCCGAGGAAACUAAACCAAAUGAAGCAAAAGAUGGAGAAAAGACUCAACUAGAUAUUCCUCAAGAAUGGUCUCAGGAUUUCAUUCAACAAGCUGCAUCAGAAUUUGAGGAAAACUUUGCUAGACUAUUAACCGCUGGCAAUCCUAAUGCCCAACUUAGUCCGGAUAUAGUUCAGGAAAAAUUGAAACAAAUGGCAGAUGCUGCCCAACAAGUCCUGACAAACCCUACAGAAGUUACUGACCAAUCAGUUGACUUUGCUUCAAGUAUAUCUCAAGCAAUUGCAGGUAUAAAUCAGGGUCAAGAAAAUCUAACUAGAAACGCAUUCAAUGAAGAUGAUCUUAUGAAAAUGUUUGGCGGCACACAACAGGAAGGAGACUUGUUGCCUUUUAUGCAGGGUAUGAUGCAAGGUCUAUUGUCCAAAGAAGUUUUAGGACCCAGCCUACAAGACUUUGUGACAAAACUGCCUGCUUAUUUAGAGAAAAAUAAAGAUACUUUGUCAAAAGAAGAUGCGGAAAGAUAUGGAAAUCAAAAAAAGUUAAUGGAAGAGGUUUUAGAAGAAUUAAAUAAAGAGAAAGAUACAGAUAGUACAGAGGUGAAAAAAGAGAGGUUUUCUACUGUGCUUGCCCUUAUGCAAAAGCUUCAAGACUAUGGUCAACCCCCUGCAGAAUUAGUGGGAGAAGUUGACACCCCAUUUGCUUUUGAUCCUCUUGGUAAUCCUACAGGAAUGCCAAAUGCAGACCCAGCGGCCAACCCUGAGUGUUGCGUUAUGUAGUUUAAAAUUAAUUUAAAGAGCAGAAGACUUGAGGGAAUGGGAAAAAUCAAAAUUGUUAAUUGGUGGAAACUCGAUCUGACAACCAUGUUAUAAAACUUUGUUUAUUUUUUAAACAAUAUUAAUUGUUUUUCUUGUGUUAGUUUGUGUUGAUUUACUUGUCCUCGACUGUUAGUUUUAAUUGUUUAUAACGGUAUGAGGGUUUAAAAAAAAAAGUAAUUUUUAUUAUUAUUAUUAUUAUUUACGUCUAUAGUAUAUAGGUACUUAAUAGUAGCUGUGAGUUUGUGAAAUGUCAGGACCAAGAUUGUAUCUGUAAUAAGAUGGUCGACAAUAAUAAACAAUUAUUGAUAGGUGAUU
This is a messenger RNA of Ceutorhynchus assimilis (cabbage seed weevil), 1485 nucleotides long. Lineage: Eukaryota; Metazoa; Arthropoda; Insecta; Coleoptera; Curculionidae. The record is from the annotation of a GenBank genome assembly.